AUGACCAGUAACUUGAGAGAGAUGGAUCCCGGUGAGACCCCUCACACACUGCAGCCAGAAAUAAAGGCCAGUCCCGAGGCUGAUGGACCCGAUCGGAAGGUUUCCAGGGUGAAGGGAAGGAAAAGGAAGGUCCGAGAAAAUGAUGAGGGACAAGCAGGAAAGACAAAGAGAGAAGCUGACCAGGAGUCUGCGUCCUGCCCGGUGGACGUGGCCCCCACUAAAGCUAAAGUGAGAGGCAGGAGGAAGAUAGCUUCUGGAGUGAGGACAGGAAAGAAAAGGACGAGGGUCCCAGGAGAUCGCAAAAGAGCUAAGUUUGUGAAAAAAUACUGGCAGCUGGAUCACAUUGGCCGCGGAGGUUUCGGAUCCGUGUAUGCUGGCUUCCGUAAAGCAGAUUGGGUGCCAGUGGCCAUCAAGCACGUAGAGGAUAGAAUGCUCCCCAAACCAGUGAGCUUAAAUGGGAAGGAGCUCCCCAAAGAGGUGGCCAUAAUGAUGAAACUAGCAGCUGAAAAAGAUGACUCUGCAGGGAUGUCUGCUCCGAUAGAAUUACUGGAGUGGUAUGACCUGGGCAACGAGUUGAUACUGGUGCUGGAGAAACCUUUCGAUUCCAAGGACCUUCACGAUUACGUAGUUGAACAUGGGUCUGUACCGGAGUGGAAGGCAAAGCUCCUGAUGAAACAACUGGUGGAUGCUGCUAUUGGGCUGGAGAAGAGGCAAAUCUUUCACCGCGACAUCAAACUCGAGAACAUCCUGAUUGAUGAAGGAUCUAGUGUCCCCGGGGUUCGCCUCAUUGACUUUGGUGUGAGCGAAAUUGCAGAACAAGACACAAUAUUCACCGUAAACUGUGGCACUGAAGAUCACCAACCUCCAGAGUGCUUCUUCCAAUCCUGCCACUCGCCUGGUCCAACCACAGUGUAUCAACUCGGCAUUGUCCUCUAUGAAAUGCUCCAUGGGGCAGCAUUUUCUACUGAAGAAUAUCUCCAAAGGAAACUGAACAUGUCCUCUAAGCUGUCCGAAGAGUGCCAAGAUUUCCUUCGAGCGUGUUGGAGGAAAGAACCCGCGCUGCGCUCCACCCUGACGGAGCUCCAGCUUCACCCAUGGCUGAUAUGA
Pleuronectes platessa (European plaice) is the source of this 1107-nucleotide messenger RNA. RefSeq names its product serine/threonine-protein kinase pim-1-like. NCBI's taxonomy places the organism in Eukaryota, Metazoa, Chordata, Actinopteri, Pleuronectiformes, Pleuronectidae. Bases 1 to 1107 code for a protein of 368 amino acids. Gene Ontology annotation, biological process: protein autophosphorylation; negative regulation of apoptotic process; regulation of mitotic cell cycle. The record is from RefSeq and is a predicted model, not a curated record. Gene Ontology annotation, cellular component: cytoplasm. Gene Ontology annotation, molecular function: protein serine/threonine kinase activity; ATP binding. The transcript has 2 exons.